This is a messenger RNA of Exophiala dermatitidis NIH/UT8656, 1271 nucleotides long. RefSeq names its product mannose-P-dolichol utilization defect 1. The transcript has a single exon. The record is from RefSeq and is a predicted model, not a curated record. The coding region runs from base 183 to 1130 and encodes 315 amino acids. Lineage: Eukaryota; Fungi; Ascomycota; Eurotiomycetes; Chaetothyriales; Herpotrichiellaceae.
UUUCGAGCCACCCUGGCCUAACAACUAAUAAAAAACAAAUCAAGGCUUCUUUUGUCGCGCAAUUGAUUGUUCUCCUUGUGCGACCCAAACACUACCACCGAUAUUGUGCGCUAUCCGCAAACAAUCCUCUUCAAACCUCCGACGCCAAAAGGAAGGCCAAAGCUGAACUGGUAGCCUGAGCCAUGGACCAAGUUCAGCAUCUCGUUCUCGACCCUCUCAAACCCUACCUUUUACCCAUCACGUCGCAGCUCCCGGGGCCGGUCAACGAUGCGGUCAUCAGCCUCCUGGGAGAGCGAUGCCACAGCGCAUUGCUACUAGACCUCGACGUGACCUCACACCCAGAAUGCGUGUCGCUGGCGAUUUCAAAGGCAUUGGGCGUGGCGAUUAUCAGCGCAGCGGUGGUGGUGAAAGUGCCACAGAUCAUCAAGCUGGUGCGAUCCAAGUCGGCCGAGGGGCUAUCGUUUACAAGCUACCUGCUAGAGACGGCCAGUUUCGUGAUCACGCUGGCGUACAAUAUGCGCAAUGGAUUUCCGUUCAGCACGUACGGCGAGACGAGCCUGAUCGCGAUCCAGGAUGUGGUCAUCAGCGUCUUGAUCUUGGUCUACUCGAACAGAAUCCCACAAGCGGGCGCGUUUCUGGCUGCUGUCGGCGGCGCCGUCUACGCCCUCAUGGUCUCCGACACCCUCGUGACCCCGACCCAGAUGACCAGCCUGCAGGCCGGCGCAGGCGCUCUCAGCAUCGCCAGCAAAGUCCCCCAGAUCCUCACCAUCUUCCGCCAGGGCGGCACCGGUCAACUGUCGGCCUUUGCCGUCUUCAACUAUUUGUUCGGAAGCCUCAGUCGCAUCUACACCACCUUGCAGGAGGUCGACGACCCGCUCAUCCUCUACAGCUUCGUCGCAGGUUUCUGCCUCAACGCCAUCCUGGCUGCCCAGGUCGUCUACUAUUGGAACAGCCCUACCACCGCCGGCCAUGCAAAGGAGUUGGACACAAAGAACAAACCUGGCCUGCAGGGUGUCGCUCAGAAGGGGAACGCUGCUUUGCUCACUGAGGAGAGUAUCAAGUUGCGCACUGGCGGUGCCACCACCACGUCCGCCCGGCCGAGUAGCAGCAGUGGCCGCAGAAGGGGUUGAUAGUACCUACAUUGCAGACCGGAGCCGCUGUCAUAGUUUGUUCAAUUCAGAGAAUUUUGAUUAAAAAGACAAAUAAGAGCCAUGACUGUAGCCCUGUUAUCUGUCCGUGCUACUGACGGAUUUCUUUGCGUCACAACCAGU